Molecule: messenger RNA, 3663 nt
Organism: Myripristis murdjan (pinecone soldierfish)
Lineage: Eukaryota; Metazoa; Chordata; Actinopteri; Holocentriformes; Holocentridae
Gene: mak
Product: male germ cell-associated kinase
Exons: 16
Coding region: 434-2491 (685 amino acids)
Biological process (GO): protein phosphorylation
Molecular function (GO): ATP binding; protein kinase activity
Source: RefSeq, a predicted model, not a curated record
CCUUCGACCAGUGAGACACACACACCUAAUCCACCUCACUGUCUCCUCACUGAGGAAAACAGGAAGCAUUCCUUUUUUUUUGGUUUGUUUUGUGUCUUGUCCUCGAAGCUCAAAACACUUUUGCUUUUCGGAGGAUUUUCAGGAGCGGGCUUGCCAGGACACGGUGUCAAGUAUUAGCUGACCUGCGUGACCAGAAUCCUCAUGGAGAGACGCAUGGAUCAGCUCAUACAAGAUCAUCUUUGAACCCCAAGAAUUUCAAGAUACCGAUCAACUUGAAAUCUUGGAAAGCACUUGAAAGCGAGACAGCACAUUCCCACAGCAAAAGAGGACGGUUUGACGCUGGAACUGAACAGGCAUCCAUGAAUGAGUGCUGUGUUUAUACACCACAUCUCACACAUAAGGGAAUUCAAUGAGCUGAUCCAACCAUUGAGAGAUGAUGAACCGCUACACCACCCUGAAGCAGCUGGGUGACGGCACCUAUGGCAGUGUGCUGAUGGGGAGAAGUAACGAGUCCGGAGAGCUGGUGGCUAUUAAGAGGAUGAAGAGGAAGUUUUACUCCUGGGAAGAAUGCAUGAACUUGAGAGAGGUGAAGUCGCUGAAGAAGCUGAACCAUGCGAAUGUGGUGAAGCUGAAGGAGGUGAUCAGGGAGAACGAUCACCUCUACUUUGUCUUUGAGUACAUGAAGGAAAACCUUUACCAGCUAAUGAAGGACAGGGAGAAUAAGAUGUUCACAGAGAAUGAAAUUAGGAACAUCAUGUUUCAAGUGCUGUCUGGGUUGGCUUUUGUACACAAACAUGGUUUCUUCCAUCGGGACAUGAAGCCAGAGAAUCUGCUGUGCAUGGGUCCAGAGCUGGUCAAAAUAGCAGACUUUGGACUGGCCAGGGAGAUCCGCUCCAGACCUCCCUACACAGACUACGUGUCAACCAGAUGGUACCGUGCUCCAGAAGUCCUGCUCAGAUCGUCUACCUACAACUCUCCGAUUGAUCUGUGGGCUGUGGGCUGCAUCAUGGCCGAACUCUACACACUCAGACCUCUCUUCCCUGGGAACAGCGAAGUGGAUGAGAUCUUUAAGAUCUGCCAGGUCCUAGGAACUGUAAAGAAGUCGGAUUGGCCAGAAGGCUACCAGUUGGCUUCAGCAAUGAACUUUCGCUUCCCGCAAUGUGUGCCCACCCAUCUGAAGACCCUUAUCCCUAAUGCCAGCAAUGAGGCUAUUGCCCUGAUGAAGGACCUGCUGCAGUGGGACCCCAAAAAAAGACCGACCGCUGUGCAGGCUCUGCGGUACCCAUAUUUCCAGGUCGGCCAGAUCUUAGGGCCUCGGCCUCAGAGCCAGGAGGUCAGGAAGGUCCAGACCAGGCUGCCAGUCCAGAAACAGACCUCCGAGGCCAAGACAGAUCCCCAGCAGUCUUCAUCUGAGUCCAAAGCCUCCACCUCUUCCUCCAGACCCCAGCAGCAGCAGCAGCCACAGCAGCAGCAGCAGCAGCCCCUUAAGCAGAUCCCCUUGCCCCAAGAUGACAGUAAAGUAGGGCGUCACACCUUUGUGAGGGCAACGUCACUGGGCAGUGAGAAUGGCGUUGGCGGUGGUGGGAUGGGGGUUCUGAAGAGCGGCCGUCGUCGCUGGGGCCAGACGGUGGCCAAGACCUCAGACAGCUGGGAGGAAUGCGACCCCUCGGAAACCGCCGCCUCCCACUCCAAGAAACCCAGCCUGGGGAACGCAGAGGAGGAGAGGAGCCAUAAGGACCACCGCCCACAAUCCAAAGAGCAGAAACCACUGUAUUCCUUCACGACCGUUACAAAGCUGCCCAGUAAUGUCAAAAUCAGCCAAAUGGACUCAAGUCUCCCAGGAUCUGCUGCACGGCAACACUAUCUCAGCCAGUCACGAUAUCUGCCUGGCUUGAUCGCCAAGAACCAGCCUCCUUCAGUGGAUAAGGAGUUGACACUACGAGACCUGUGGGACAACUCCUCAACCACCAUAAACAAACCUCUCGCUCCUAUUGGAGGAGGAUUACCUCUCACCAGAGCAAACCCAGAAGAGAGUGACUCUAAAGCUAUGGAUAACCCAUCAGAGAAAACUAUUGUUAAAGAGAGAAUACUGGAGAAAAUUGAUCCCUCCAAAGGGAACUUUGUGAGCGCCAAGUACAACCUCUCCAGUGGCUACAUCCCUUCUUUCCAAAAGAAAGAGGUGGGGUCAGUGGGGCAGAGGAUCCAGCUUGCCCCUUUGGCCGGCCAGCACACAAUCAAUCUUUCCUCUUCUCCUGAUAAUAAAAAAGCAAAAGCAAAAUCUGCAAAGCCCAAGCCUAUAUCCAACUCAUCUUUGAAUGAAAAUAAUGAAGAUUAUGAGGGGUGGAAGAGGAGGGCAGACAGGACUCAGAUAAAGGGGAGCAACUACUCCGCUCUGGGGAAAUCCUCUGGGAAUCUGCUGACCCGAGCUCCAGCUAUUCAGCCCAUUCAUGGCAGGGUGGACUGGGCCUCCAAAUAUGGUGGCAAUCGGUAGUCCAGGGAGGAAAACUGUCAGAACGUCGCUGCCUAACUAUCUUGGGAGAAGGAAGGCCCUCCUAAGUGAGAGGAACUCAGAUCUGGAGAUUGUGUGAGCUUAGUUUCUUGUACACAUUACUUCAAGAAACAUGCAAAGCAAAAGCAGAAGGUUCUGUCAUGUUCAAAACUCAAAGGCGGUUCACAGACAAAAAGAUGGUCAGAAACGAUGACCACUUCUUCACGUGUCCAGGUUAACAUAGCCUUAGCUUCUUGUUCAUCAAAUGUACUGUGUAUGGUAGGGGUGACAGAGAUUCAGUUUAAUUUAUGAUUCACUACCUGGCAAUUUGAUUUAACAAUUUUUCUUUUUUGGAAUGAUUCAAAUUGAUUCAAAUUUGUAAAGCAAGAUUUCAGUGAACAUUUCAGUUUAGUACUUCUGGCCAAAUUCUAUACCCUUUAAAAACAAACAGAUACAGUAAUGAAAUGCUAUAUUUUUUCCUCUGAAAUGUGAAACAUAUCCAAACAAAAAUAUUUAAAAAAUAUAUUUGAAUCAUCAAUAAUUUGAUUCAAAGCAUUUCAUAUCAACUUAUUUCUUUUAGCAGACUGAUGCAGUUGAGUCAGUAUUUAUAAUCAAUCCAUCGGUGCAAUAAAUGAAUUGUUACACCCUUAGUAAAUGGAAAAUGUAAUCCUAAAAUCAUGACGCUAAAACAUUUUCAGUGUAAGUAUGGAUGCAAGUGGAUGUAGUUUUGUGUAAGAUAAUCUGGCACAUGGCUUGCUGUUCAACAUGCUGGAGAGAACGUAUUAGAAAGUAUGCAUUCCCUAAUUGUACUUGGAAACAAGGAUGCAAAGUAAUGAACGCAUCACACUUUACCAGUGUAUGGAUGCCUGUGUGUGUUUGUGUCUGUAAAGCACUAGCACCUAUAAUGAAAAUCAUGUUUUGGGAAAGAUUUUAAUGGCACUUCUGACACAUGCUAUUUGAGGUUGAGUGAGAGACUUUUUUUCAUGACUGAAAUGACAAAAAGAUAAUUUUUUUUCUGUGAGCAAAUCCAGCAGAUGCAGAAUGUGCUGUACGCGUGAAUGCAAUCUCUACCAUUUGAAGAUGGUUGACAUGAUGCCGAAUCUAGAUUGACACACUGUGACAAUCCCACUGUAUUCUUGAAGGCAAACCUCCGAGAAUCCUGUGUGAGCCAAUGC